Messenger RNA from Meira miltonrushii, 1210 nucleotides. RefSeq lists its product as uncharacterized. The coding region runs from base 123 to 947 and encodes 274 amino acids. NCBI's taxonomy places the organism in Eukaryota, Fungi, Basidiomycota, Exobasidiomycetes, Exobasidiales, Brachybasidiaceae. The record is from RefSeq and is a predicted model, not a curated record. The transcript has a single exon.
UGAGAGAAGUCCACAGUCGUGCAAAUACUCCAUCCCAAGAUUUUUCGGCUCGUCGAAAUCAUCUUCCUCCCGUGAAUCUCAAUGGGCAUAUAGGCAAAACAACCAAACUUGCGGCAGAGCGAAUGAGACCGCCACUGUCACAACCGCAGCGGCCAUCUUUUUCGCAUCAAUCAGGCUAUCAGAAUUUGUCAAAUUUGCAGCCGAAAUUCGCUUUCACGAAUGAUACACCGAGACAGAAUGCUUUCGCUUCGAGUUCUUCUAUUUCAGAUAAUUCUUGCAAUGAUCCAAGGGAUACCAUGCGACAUCAAUCAAAUCGUUAUGCAUCUCAACCAUCCCCACAGAACAGCUUCAUGGAGGAACCUCAUCAGGAAGAAGCGGAGGACGAUGGCAUUUAUCAAAGACCACAAAAUGCAAGAGUGGGUCUGAAGAAGAACACAUGGACAAAUCAAACACAAUUGUGUUUCAGACCUGUGAAGCCACCAGCAAAAAGGGAAAGCUCCCAGCCAAGAGCAACGAAUCAGAUCAAUAGGCGAUACGAUCCUUCUCCUCCAGUGGCAAGAACACCAAUGCCGCGCCCGAUGCAGCCAUACGGGUAUGCACCAAUGCAACAGAACACCGCAUGGAUGAUCAGGCCAAUGCCAUACCCUCCUUCUAGAAUGCAGCAGCCUAGCUACAGUCCGCCCCAACAAAGUGUAUACUACCACGGUCAAAUGGUACCGAAUCACAUUGUUGAGCAGGAACUAAGAGCGCGGGCAGCGGAAUCAUCCACAGCACCGGAUGUGAAGCCAAUGAUCCAUAGGAGACAGUCUACGAGGAACGACAUGGAACAGGAAAACGAUGAUGUUGAAUGUGUUGAUCGAAGACAAGCUCUUUAUCCGGGCGUAUAUGAACAAGAUGAUGGUGAGUUGCGUUUGCAGACGUGUAGCUUGAUAUUGUUGACUAAUUGAAUUAAUUCCUGAAUGUAGAAGAAGAGCAAGAACGGAUGACUAACAACCUGCAGCGGUUUUUGCCUCUGUCUAACACCCAAUGGAGUACGAUUUCCACCAGUCUGAAAGAAAGGACAGAACAAAAGCAAAAGCGAAGGUCACUAAAACAAAAGGCGACACCGAAAUCUGUGAGAAGAUCUGCCAAAGAAAUCAAAGAAGCUUCUCAACUUCCCUCAACCAAGAUACUAGGUGCAGCCAGUAAAACCAAAGGAGGCCGUGUAGGU